This is a messenger RNA of Candidula unifasciata, 4473 nucleotides long. The record is from the annotation of a GenBank genome assembly. Lineage: Eukaryota; Metazoa; Mollusca; Gastropoda; Stylommatophora; Geomitridae.
AUGGCUGUUCAUUUUGAUCAUCGUCUUGACACCGAUGAUGGUGGUAUCACUACUAAGAUAGGAUGGCUGAAGAGUUCUCCAAUCUUGGCAGUCUUAUCCUAUGGUGAAGAAAUUGGUGGUUCUGUAGUACUUUAUAAUGAAGAGGGAGAGAAGCUGCCACAUAAACCUAUAACUCAUCAGUGUCAUCCAACUUCAUUUGCCUGGCAUCCAACUCGGAAGAUUCUGGCAGUGGGAUGGGAGACGGGUGAAAUCACUCUGUGGAAUGAGCAGGACAAGGAGUUGAUUGAAACUCCUCACCUUCAUCGUUCAGAAGUGACUGUCAUGCAUUGGAGUUCGAAUGGGACAAGACUUCUGACAGCUGACAUUUCAGGUGUUCUGAUAGGCUGGAAGUCUGACAGCAAGGGUAGGCUGGGUCAAGACCCAUUCCAGCAUCAUGUUCAGGAACCAAUCACCCAGAUCAUCUUGAAGCCAGUGUCUCCACAAGACCCAGCUAUGGACAUCAGUAGCCUGGCCAAAGCUGCGGUCAGCGGUGAUGAAUCAGCACUGGACAUGUUUAUCUGGAAACGAGGGGGCAAAAAUAAAAUGGCCUCAUCAUUUGGACCACAAGAGUCUAUGUCUUUUUUUAUUGGAGGUGCCAGUGGUGGUGUUUACUACCUGAGUGAGCAAGGAAGGUGUGUUCAGUGCUUCUCUGUAGACACUUUGGUGAGGAAGCUUUUGUUCUAUGAGACAAAGAAUGUUCUAGUGACCAUCACUGAAGGACUCAUGCUUACACAACAUGCAGUUUUUGGGGAGGGUGAUACAAAGGAGAUCCUCAAGGUGAAACUUAGUGGACGAUCUGAAAACCCAACCUUUAUUUGGGCUGGAAAAGGUAUUCUUGCUACAGCCACUGGAGAAGCAGUUGUUAGAAUGUGGGACCUAGAUCACGAUGACAACUAUGUCCUGACUCUAGAGGGCAACACAGGCUAUGACAGAAAUGAAGCAAUAAUGAGCCUUGCAUACAAUGAAAACAGCAUGGUCCUGGCUGGCGGAACCAACAUGGGAAACAUUGCUUUGUGGAAAUACUCCCCUCCUGCUGGCAACCGCAAAGUUGAUAGUGAAGACUUGUGGAAGCUGCAGGCACCAGCGACCAUUGAUGGACCAGCCAGACAGAUUGAGUGGAGUCACAGCCGAGGGUUGAUGGCAGUGAAUACAUUUGCCAGUGUGUACAUUCUCUGUGAACAAGUCAUGAAUUUCAGUUACAAGGACCAGACCGCAGCGGUACAGUAUGGUCCUGGGGCUGUCAGCAUAGAAAUCUUUUCUGCAUCUGUACAUCAUGAUCUGAAGACAGAGAUCCAGAUCAAGGGCAUAUGUACAACUAAGGAUACAGUAGCUGUCUGGAAUGGAAAGAGAAUAGUUGUGUAUGAAUUCGCUGGGGACAAAUCAACAGUCAAGGCAGCAGGAAGUUUUGCUACGGAUGCCAUGGUCAUCAGAUUGUAUGAACAGAGUGUCUACGCGAUUGAACAGAACAAGGUUCAGGUUCGAACAUUUCAGGGUACAGUUAAGCAGUUGAUAACCUUUGCUGAAUCUGAGGGACACCCAGUCAGCCUUGACAUAUGUGGGAGUUAUUUAGUUGUCGCUACAGAUGCUGGUGUGUUGCGGGUGUACGAUCUCUCAAGGAGGGAGGCUAAAGCUCACAGCAGCCCCAAAAACAUCGCAGAAGUCAUCUCUGGAUUUGGCGGUGUUAUCUCAGCGAAAGUCAACUGUGCUGGAAGCAGAGUCAGCAUUCAAGUUAUGUCUGUUGAUGGGAAGCCAGACCCUCGCAUGUACUUCUGGGAUGUGGAGAUGGAUGCUGUGCAGUACUUCAACUUUGAGACUGGUCGCGGGGAGCAGGAUGAUUACCCAGUCCAGGGAGAACUGCCGGAAACUGAUGAUUACGACACCAACGAUGCAGAAAGAGGCAAGAAUCAGGCAGCAAAGGACAUAGCUGGCCGCUACCCAUUUGCACAUUACUGGGAUCCUGCUGAGCCCAAGUUCUGUGUCUGUGAGGCUUGGAUCUUGCCAAAUAUAACGGACCAGAGUCCGAAGAAAACACACUCACUGACCAAAAUUAUCGAAGAGGGACCUGUUGAAGUUAUGGUCGUGUCUUUAUUUUGCACACCUGAAAAUGGUGUUUUAAUUCAAGACAGCUUCCCACUGUCACCAGACUUUGGCCGACUAAUUGGUGUAGAAGUUCCCUACUAUUAUUUUACAAAGAAGAAUGGAAAUAACCCAGAAAAUCAACAGACAGAUAAUGGAGUGUCAAAUGCCGAGACUGGAACUCCUUCCCAUUCCACACUGGUGGCUAGAAAAAUCAUGCAAGACUUUGUGGGACUUGAGAAUAGUGACAAGGGCACUCAGGAAGCCAUGAUGAAUUUCAGUUUCUACCUCACAAUUGGCAACAUGGACGAGGCAUUUAAAGCCAUCAAGCUCAUUAAAAGUGAAUCGGUGUGGGAGAAUAUGGCCAAGAUGUGUGUCAAGAACCGCCGGCUGGACGUGGCCAGUGUGUGCCUGGGCAACAUGGGCCAUGCCAGAGGAGCCAAAGCCCUUCGUGAAGCUCUCAAGGAACCAGAGCUAGAUGCCAGAGUUGCUGUUUUGGCUGUCCAGCUGGGUUUAUACGAAGAUGCCGAGAGGUUGCUGAAGAACUGCAAGCGUUAUGAUCUGCUGAAUGAGUUUUAUCAAAACAGAGGAAACUGGCUCAAGGCACUGCAGACAGCAGAGAUGUAUGACCGCAUACAUCGCAGAACUACAUUUUACAAUUAUGCUCGUCACCUCGAAGACCAAGGGGACACUCAGAACGCAAUUCCUAACUAUGAGAAAUCUGAGACUCAUAAAUUUGAAGUGCCUCGGAUGCUGAUAGAUGACCCUGACCAGCUAGAGGACUACAUCAGUAAAAGCAAAGACAAAACAUUACGGCGCUGGUGGGCACAGUACAUGGAAAGCACAGAAAAUAUGGACACAGCAAUUCAGUUCUAUGAGUCAGCACAGGAUUUUUUCUCUCUUGUCAGGGUCUAUUGCUACUGUAACAACAUGGAAAAGGCAGCAGAGGUUUGCAAUGAGACUGGUGAUAAAGCUGCUUGUUACUACCUGGCCAGACAGUAUGAGAAUCAGGAGCACAUCAAGGAAGCCAUCCAUUUCUUCCAGAGGGCGGGUGCAUAUGGCAGCUCCAUACGGUUGUGUAAGGAGCAUGGCUUUGAAGACCAGCUCCUCAACUUGGCACUGAUGGGUCGUCCAGAAGACAUGAUUGAGGCAGCCAGAUAUUAUGAGGCCAAACAAGGUAGCCAAGAUAAAGCAGUUAUGUUGUACCACAAGGCUGGCAAUUAUUCUAAAGCUCUGGAGCUUGCUUUCACAACUAAACAGUUUGGGGCUCUACAGCUCAUUUCUGGUGAUCUAGAUGAAAGAGCUGAUCCAGAGUUGCUCCAGAGGUGUGCAGACUUCUUCAUGGAGAAUGAACAAUAUGACAAAGCUGUGGACUUAUUGGCUAUAGGUAGAAAGUACUGGGAAGCUGUUUCCAUCUGUAAUGAGCAGACAGUAGAGAUAACAGAGGAUCUUGCAGAGAAGCUGACACCGGACAAAGACUUUAACAUGGACCCAGUGGCCAGAAACAAGAUUCUGGAAGCCAUCGGAGAAGUGUGCAUGCAUCAAGGAGCCUACCACCUGGCGACUAAGAAAUUCACGCAGGCUGGAAAUAAGAUAAAGGCUAUGAAAGCUCUUUUGAAAUCUGGUGACACAGAGAAGAUUGUCUUCUUUGCCGGUGUGUCCAGGCAGAAGGAGAUUUAUGUCAUGGCAGCAAACUAUCUCCAGUCCCUGGACUGGAGGAAGGAUCCAGAAAUCAUGAAAAACAUUAUUGCUUUCUACACCAAAGGCAGAGCUCUGGACGCUCUGGCUUCUUUUUAUGAUGCCUGUGCCCAGGUUGAGAUUGACGAAUAUCAGAACUAUGACAAAGCUCUGGGUGCCCUCGGGGAAGCUUACAAAUGCCUCUCAAAAGCCAAGCAGGAUGACCCCAUGAUGCAGGAAGAGAAACUUGAGGCUCUCAAACAUAAAAUGGCAAAUAUAAAAAAAUUUGCCAUGGCCAGACGAGUGUAUCCAGAGAACCCAGAGGAGGCAAUCAAGCAAUGCCAAAGUCUGCUUGAGGAGAAGAACAUAGAUACAGAUGUCAGGAUUGGGGAUAUUUACGGCUUCUUGAUUGAACACUAUGCUUCCACACAGCGAUGGAAGGCUGCUCAUACCCACCUGAAAGAACUUCAGAGUCGCCUGCCUGGGGUACAACUGGGCUAUUAUGUCAACAUGGCCACUGUAGAAGCAAUCCACUCAGCCUUGUCUCUGCCCAUGGACAAGAGCCUGCGGAGUGAACACAUCAAUGGUUUCAGAAUGGGAGCUGGGGAUCACGAGGGAGAACCUGGAGAGUUUGUGGAUGAAGAGGUUAUAGAAGAUAUGCACACUGGUGGGAUUGGAUAG